This is a messenger RNA of Schistosoma rodhaini, 4137 nucleotides long. NCBI's taxonomy places the organism in Eukaryota, Metazoa, Platyhelminthes, Trematoda, Strigeidida, Schistosomatidae. The record is from the annotation of a GenBank genome assembly.
CAGAUCCCGAGAACAUUCGAGCUAUAAGAACUAUGCCCACACCUACCAAUAUCUCUACUCUACGAUCAUUCCUGGGACUGGUUAGUUAUUACUCAGCCUUCGUUCCAUCGAUGCAUGACAUACGCGCCCCACUGAAUUAUCUUCUGAAUAAGGAUAUCAGCUGGAACUGGACAAAGGAGUGUGAAAAGGCCUUUUGUAAGCUAAAGACAAUUAUUAGCUCAGAACUACUAUUAACGCACUACGACCCGUCUUUGCCAAUCAUCGUGGCCGCAGACGCUUCAGCCUUUGGGCUCGGUGCUGUCAUUUCACACCAGUUCCCCGACGCGACAGAGAAAGCUAUCAUGCAUGCAUCGCGAACACUAACCCCAGCAGAAAAGAAGUAUGGCCAGAUAAAGAAGGAGGCUCUUGCCCUAGUCUUCGCAGUGCGUCGUUUUCACAAGUUUCUUUAUGGUCGGAGAUUUACUCUCUUAACUGAUCACAAGCCUCUCCUUGCGAUUUUUGCUUCGAAGUCUGGCGUCCCGGCUCACUCUGCAAACCGUCUCCAACGAUGGGCCUUGAUCCUCUUGGGUUACGAUUUUGACAUUCAGUAUCGACGCACCCAACAUUUUGGUCAGGCAGACGCAUUGUCACGACUUAUCAGCGAACACCCUACGACCGACGAUGAUGCCGUUAUUGCUUCUCUUUCGACAGAAGAUCACGCGCAAUGCUACCUGACAACUGCUGUUCGUGCUUUGCCAGUCUCAGAAUCUGAGAUACAAACUGCUUCCAGAAACGACCCCAUCAUUAAGAAAACGAUGAACUACGUCACCAAUGGCUGGCCAUCAACUAAACUUGACGGUGACAUGAAGCAGCUUUACCAUCGUCGUGACUCAUUAUGUGUCGUAAAUGAAUGCUUGAUGUUUGGAGAUAGAGUGGUGAUGCCAGAAUCCCUACGACCGAGGGUGCUGAAGCAAUUCCACAUUGGUCAUCCAGGCAUAAAGCGUAUGAAAUCCAUCGGCAGAAGCUAUGCCUACUGGCCCCUCAUGGACCAGCAUAUCGUGGAUCUAGUAAACAAAUGUGCUCAGUGUCAACAAGCUGCAAAGUCCAAUGCGAAGGUGCCCCCGGUUCCAUGGCCACAGCCUGAGCAUCCCUGGUCUAAGAUACAUGUCGACUUUGCCGGUCCAGUCAACGGAACCACUUAUCUUGUCGUGGUCGACGCCUUCUCAAAAUGGCCGGAGAUUGUUCCCGUCACUCCACCAACGACCACCCAGACUCUGAAACAUCUGACUGAGUUGUUCGCACGAAACGGUUUACCGGAAGUGAUUGUAUCCGACAACGGUUCGCAGUUCACCUCGGCGCAGUUCCAAGAGUUCUGCAAACGCCUAACCAUCAGGCAUCUUCGCGCCCCACCUUAUCACCCACAAUCGAAUGGGCAAGCGGAAAGGUUCGUGGAUACGUUCAAGAGGGCCCUUAUUAAGUCAAAAGGGGAGGGGUUACCAGUGGAAACACUGCAGAGUUUUUUAUUCGCCUACAGAACGACCCCCAACGUUACGCUGCCAGAGCAGAAGUCCCCCGCAGAGAUCCUCAUGGGAAGACGGUUGAGGACCAUCCACAACUUGAUGCUGCCGAGAACCACACCACCACUAGUACAAACCACGUCCCGGAAGCUACCCACGUACAACGUUGGAUGCCCAGUAUUUGCUAGGGACUACAGAGCAAGUCGUGACCCUUGGAUCGAAGCACGUGUGGUUAGAAGGGUAGGAGAAGUCAUGUACGAGGUUGAGGUGGGAGCGGACAGAUGGACCAGACAUCGAAAUCAACUACACAAGCGGUUAACGCCAGAGCGCCCAUCGACCGAAGUAAAGAUUCCGCUGGACAUACUAUUGGAUACCUUUAAUCUGCCGGCAGUCCCAACGCAUGAAGAAACACAAAAGGUCGACCUACGGUCCCGAAGAUGGUCACUGCGCCAACGGCAAAAGACAGUCAGAAUGCAAGUGGACCCGAAGAAUGUGUGUUAUUAAAAGGGGGAGGUGUUGGGGAUGUCAAUCCCCACAACUACCCACUAUUCCUAGAAAACCUGAAUGGAACAUUGAAGUAGGCCCCCCGACCCUACUUGAAAUUCAGAAGGCUAUAGGUAAUCUGAAACGAGGAAGAGCAGCUGGUCCUGAUGGAUUGGCCCCAGAGGUCUUUAAAUAUGGUGGUCCGAUUUUAGCGAUUAGGUUGACUAAUAUUCUGGCUAAAAUCUGGAAGACGGAUGUAAUCCCAUCCGACUGGUCACAAUCACUGAUUGUCCCAAUAUAUAAAAAGGGGUCAAAAUCAUCCUGCGAUAACCAUAGAGGGAGUAGUCUGACUAACAUAGCAUCUAAAAUACUGGCCUCAAUAAUUAUCGGGCGCCUAACUAAGACUCGUGAACUGCAAACACGAGAAAAUCAGGCUGGCUUCAGACCUGGUCGUGGCUGUAUCGACCACAUAUUCACCAUUCGUCAAGUUUUAGAGCACAGACACGCUUAUCGGCGUCCGACAAUGAUAGUUUUUCUUGACUUGAAAGCAGCAUUUGACUCUGUAGACCGAGAGGUUCUGUGGCAGUGUCUGUCAUUGAAAGGUGUACCUGAGAAGUACAUAAACCUUGUGAAGGCUCUUUACUCGAACACUACCAGUUGAGUGAGAGCUUAUGGCGAACUGUCAUAUGAUUUUACAACCUCAAGUGGUGUCCGUCAAGGUUGUCCACUAUCCCCAUUUUUGUUUAACUUCAUUAUAGACCUGUUGCUGGAAAUAACACUCUCUUCGACUGAAUUUACAGGAAUUGAUCUCCUACCAGGGGGACCACUAAGCGACUUAGAAUACGCAGAUGACAUAGUCCUGUUUGGUGAAGACGCUGGCAAAAUUCAGAGUCUUCUGUUGGAACUGAGUAAUAAUGCCAGGAUGUUUGGAUGCGUUUCUCCCCAUCCAAAUGUAAAUUGUUACUCCAGGACUGGCCUGCGUCAACACCCGAACUAAGGAUAGGGAGUGAAGUAGUCGAACGCGUCGACAACUUCACUUAUCUUGGAAGUCUGAUCAGCCCUAAUGGGUUGGUGUCUGACGAAAUCUCAGCACGGAUUCAAAAAUCUCGUUUGGCUUUUGCCAACUUACGUCACCUAUGGCGUAGACGAGAUAUCCGUCUAUCAAUUAAGGGACGAGUAUACUGCUCAUCAGUUCGCUCUGUUCUACUUUACGGCUGUGAAACAUGGCCAUUAAGAGUAGAAGAUACUCGUAGGUUACUAGUAUUUGACCACAGAUGCCUUAGAAAUAUUGCUCGCAUCUGCUGGGAUAACCGGGUAAGUAAUAGUGAGGUUAGACACAGGGUGUUAGGGAACGAUGGUAAAUCAGUUGAUGAGGUGAUGAAUCUUCAUCGAGUGAGAUGGUUGGGCCAUGUGUUACGUACGCCUGAACACCGAUUACCACGACGCGCUAUGAUGACUAGUGUAGGGGAUUGUUGGAAGAGAGUUAGGGGCAGCCAAACCAAAACAUGGCAUCAGUGUUUGAAGUCACUAACUUCUAGUCUGAGCCAUGUUGGCAGAUGCAGACUACCUGGUUGGGGUCCGCGUGACUAUCGUAACCAAUGGUUGGAGACUCUGUGUGACAUGGCUCAGAAUCGAUCAUAAUGGCGUAGGUGUAUACACUCUUUAUCUUCCCUUAAACCUUGAGACUAAAAUUGCUUCAUAUCUCUCUUCCUUCCUGUACUAUAUCCUUAUAUACAACCUAUAAUUUAUAUACUACUACCAACACUAAAUUAACUACUAUGAAUCCGGUGUUCAUCUUGUUGUGCUAACGAGGUAUGGCAACUUGGACCGCUGCAUAUAUGUGCCUGGUCCUACGUUGUAGCUGACUGUCUGACUGGGGAUGUCAAAUCCCCAGAACUUACUUGAUAAGUGGCUCAAUUUUGUAAUUUUAUUUUGGAAAUUUGAAUUUAGCUGUUUUCGCGCCAAACGUGCUCUUAUUACCUUCACAUCAUAUUUCCCACUUGUAACUAUCUUAAACGCUAUUGGUCAAUUGUUUCUUUGUGUGUGCUAUUUAUUAACGAUGCCCAAGGACAUUUUGUUGCUGUAUAAAUACGCUUGACUUUUUCCCUUAUUUGAUUGCUGUGCUUCUGGCUGCUACGGAAUAUAACUUCCCCGCUCC